This is a messenger RNA of Oryzias melastigma (Indian medaka), 1512 nucleotides long. RefSeq names its product E3 ubiquitin-protein ligase TRIM21. Gene Ontology annotation, molecular function: protein binding. The record is from RefSeq and is a predicted model, not a curated record. The transcript has a single exon. NCBI's taxonomy places the organism in Eukaryota, Metazoa, Chordata, Actinopteri, Beloniformes, Adrianichthyidae. The coding region runs from base 76 to 1326 and encodes 416 amino acids.
UUAAAAGAGCUGCAUGUGGCUUACUCUCAAUUGGCCAAGAGUUUCUUGAAUUUAUCCAAGAACGGUAACUUCAAAAUGACUGUCUAUGCCUUUUAUUCCAGCUCUUAUUUUGAAGCUCUUUCUAUAUCUUGUCCUUUCUUUUUUUUUUCAGAAAUGGCGGCUGACAACUUCCUGCUGCCUGAAGAUCUUUUCCAGUGCUCCAUUUGUCUGGAUGUUUUCAAAGAUCCGGUCAGCACGCCAUGUGGACACAACUUCUGCAAGAACUGCAUCACCGAGCACCUAAACUUGGACGUUCCACUUCAGUGCCCCAUCUGUCGGAGGAUGUUCUACCCCAAACCAGAGCUGCAGACCAACACUCUUAUCAAAGACAUGAUUGAUGCGCUCAGACAGACAGCUCAGAACAGACCGGUGGAGGUCCACUGUGCUGUUUGUUCCAAAACCAAACAAAAAGCACAGAUCUUCAACACAGCGUGCCUCUUUCUGGUUUUUAUCCUCAUAGUUUAUUGUAUUUCUUUGAGAGAAGCCUCUUCAGGAGGGAAGUUGGAGAAAGCAGACAAAAACUUUCAGGAGCAGAUCCAAGAGAUUGGUCAGAAGAUUGAGGAGCUGAGACUCUCAGUGCAGCUCUGUGAUGAAGAGGAGCACGUCACCAAGCAGAAGGAAACACAGAUGCAGUUCAUCGAAGAGCUAAAUAUGAAGGAGCUCUCAGAGGUAGGGCAGUUCUCCAAUGACCAUCUGAAGCACAAGCUGGAAGAGGUGAUGGAGACUCCAAACCAGCUGGCGAGAGUCCAACAACACGCCAUAGAAGUGACCUUUGACCCUGAUACGGCCCAUCCGGGGCUUAUCCUGUCUGCUGAUCGGAAACAAGUGAGAUGCUGCGAUUUCAAGAGGAAACUUCCAGAAAACCCAAAGAGGUUCACAGAAUCUGUCUUUGUUUUGGGAAAGCAGGGUUUUAACUCAGGCAGGUUCUACUUUGAGGUUCAAGUCAAAGGAAAGACAAAGUGGUCAAUAGGAGUGGCCAAGGAGUCGGUCAGCAGGAAAGGAGACAUUAAGCUGCGUCCUCAGAACGGUUUCUGGACCCUCUGGAUGAAGAGUAGAGGAGAGUACAGAGCUCUGGCAGGCCCGUCGGUGUCGGUCCCUCUCAGGUCGGCUUUCGAAAAGGUGGGAGUGUUUGUGGAUUAUGAGGCGGGUCUGGUCUCCUUCCAUGACGUGAACAAUGCGGCUACCAUCUACUCCUUCACCGGUUGCCAUUUUACAGAGAGACUCUUUCCAUUCUUUGAUCCCAGUAUAAACAACGAUGGUCAGAACUACGCACCACUGAUUAUCUGACUAUUUUUGAAAUAUAUUGUUGCUACUGCAAUGACUGACUCUUGUGCUUGUGGAUAUAUGUGUCUAAUCUGGUGCACUUAUUGUCUCUGUACUAAAAUUUGAAAGACUGAGACUACAUCUGCAGAGACUGAAGACAGCUGGACUCAGAAUGUAGACUUAUAUGUCCCAUAAAAAAAGAAAAAAAAA